Molecule: messenger RNA, 4929 nt
Organism: Callithrix jacchus (white-tufted-ear marmoset)
Lineage: Eukaryota; Metazoa; Chordata; Mammalia; Primates; Cebidae
Source: RefSeq, a predicted model, not a curated record
UAUUGACCCUCCUGGAAAGAGGGGAAAGUGCUGUCAUAAUGAAAGCGGUCUUGUUGCUUACAGUGUUUACUGCCUCUGGCUGUGCCCCCGAGCAGAGGUCUGGGGGUAUGGAUAAUGAAACUCCUUUGCUUUCAUUGGGGGCAGUGCAAGAAGAGGUUCAAGGAACACAUAAUCCAGGCAGUUUAUGUGUUUUCCUAGUCUGUUCCACCUUCCAAUUCUGCAAUACUUGUUUUCUUAUUUUACAAUCGAUUACUGGCUGUUUUAAUAAGAUUUUCUUUGUCUUAAUGAAGUCAUUGCCCCUUGUGAAUUAGUUUUCUAAAUAGAAAAACUUAUUUCCUGUGUGUUUAAUGACUGGAACAAAUAGCGCACUAUGAAGUUUACACCAUUGUCUUUUAUCUUAGAACUCCUGAUCAAUUUGCUUUAUUUCCCCAAGUACUCAGCUAGCACACUUUCUAUGUUAAUUUGACGCCAUUGAAACCAUUUAGAGCAAAGUCUGGGUAAGAGUUCUAUGAUUGUUUUGUAAAACUAUGUUUUUCUUCACAAUCUUGAAGACCCGUUAUAUUAAAAAUAAUUUAAGAUUUAUUCCCACCAAAAGCCUAUUAUUUUUCACGCUCUUAAUUUUUCAUGUUGACACACUUGUGGCAAGAGGAAUAUUUCCCCCAGUGGAGUUAAAGUAUUUUUUUAAAAUCAUUUUAGAGUACUGAUAAAUUUAAACAAGAGUAUUUAAGGUUGACAGAAUUUGAAUUAAUAAAGUUAUUUUAUAGUGCCAUUAACCCUACACUGUAUGGUUUCUCUUGUAGCAUAUACCUGUAUCAAGGUAGAUAGUUGUGAAUUUAUCCACCAAUGGAUAACUUGUGUGACAUUAAGAAAACAUAUGUAUUAUAUAAAUAUAUAUGUGUACAUACACACCGCGUGCACGCUAACCUUCCAAUCUUUAUCUUAAUGAGUAUUUUCAUUGUUGCUUUGGGAGGGGCGAAAGUAGCAGGUUUGUAUCUUUUUUCUCCCCAGUUUUAGCAGUGUAUCCACAUAGGAAAGUUGGUGUGUAAAUUUGAGUUUGUCAUAGACUAGGAGAGACAGUGAAACAGGAUAAGUAUACAAUUGUGAGGAAACUGCCAUGAGUUCAUAAGCAGGAAGGACUUUUUUAGAAGUGUUUAAGGAUGUUAAGAAUAGUGAUGGAUUUUUUUUCUUUAAAAAGUCAUUGUGGCCAAUAGUCAAGUAUUGGUUGCUAACCUAUGGGAUAUAACAACAUUGGAGACUCCUAGGAAGAUACCUGGGAAAGUGUAAUGUUCAAGCUUAGAAAUGCCUUAUGUGGAUCGUCAGAAUCGCAUUUGUGGUUUUCUAGACAUUGAAGAAAAUGAAAACAGUGGGAAAUUUCUUCGAAGGUACUUCAUACUGGAUACCAGAGAAGAUAGUUUCGUGUGGUACAUGGAUAAUCCACAGAACCUACCUUCUGGAUCAUCACGUGUUGGAGCCAUUAAACUUACCUACAUUUCAAAGGUUAGCGAUGCUACUAAGCUGAGGCCAAAGGCUGAGUUCUGUUUUGUUAUGAAUGCAGGAAUGAGGAAGUACUUCCUACAAGCCAAUGAUCAGCAGGACCUAGUGGAAUGGGUAAAUGUGUUAAACAAAGCUAUAAAAAUUACAGUACCAAAGCAGUCAGACUCACAGCCUAAUUCUGAUAACCUAAGUCGCCAUGGUGAAUGUGGGAAGAAGCAAGUGUCUUACAGAACUGAUAUUGUUGGUGGCGUACCCAUCAUUACUCCCACUCAGAAAGAAGAAGUAAAUGAAUGUGGUGAAAGUAUUGACAGAAAUCAUCUGAAACGGUCACAAAGCCAUCUCCCUUACUUUGCUCCUAAACCACCUCUGGAUAGUGCAGUUAUCAAAGCUGGAUAUUGUGUCAAGCAAGGAGCUGUGAUGAAAAACUGGAAGAGAAGAUAUUUUCAGUUGGAUGAAAACACAAUAGGCUACUUCAAAUCUGAGCUGGAAAAGGAACCUCUUCGUGUUAUUCCACUUAAAGAGGUUCAUAAAGUCCAGGAAUGUAAGCAAAGUGACAUAAUGAUGAGGGACAACCUCUUUGAAAUUGUAACAACGUCUCGAACUUUCUACGUGCAGGCUGAUAGCCCUGAAGAGAUGCACAGCUGGAUUAAAGCAGUCUCUGGCGCCAUCGUAGCACAGCGGGGGCCCGGCAGAUCUGCGUCUUCUGAGCAUUCCCCCGGUCCUUCAGAAUCCAAACACGCUUUCCGUCCCGCCACCGCAGCCGCCACCACCUCACAUUCCACAGCCUCUCGCAGCAACUCUUUGGUCUCAAGCUUUACCAUGGAGAAGCGAGGAUUUUACGAAUCUCUUGCCAAGGUCAAGCCAGGGAACUUCAAGGUCCAGACUGUCUCUCCAAGAGAACCAGCUUCCAAAGUGACUGAACAAGCUCUGUUAAAACCUCAAAGUAAAAAUGGCCCUCAGGAAAAAGAUGGUGACCUAGUAGACUUGGAUGACGCGAGCCUCCCGGUCAGUGACGUGUGAGGCAGACGUGCAUGGAGCCUGUCUGCCUCUGCCUCAGUUUCCUUUCGUGAGGCUUCUAGCCAAAGAUGAUAAAGGGGGAAAUGGUUUUUAGUGCAGAUAUUAUGCUGCCUCUUAGGUGUAUUCUUUAUAAGCUGGUGAACCAAGAAUCUAGGGAGUGGCCAAACUAAAUAUAAUUUCUUUAAAAAGAAAGAAUAAGGAAAAAUCCAAAAUAUCUCACUGUCAUCUGUCUGAAACAUUGUGUGUUCUCAUUUGGGUGGGUAACAAUGUGUGUGUAAUAUUUUUUCCUAGUGAUUUUGACAGUUUAAAUGUUUAACAACUUAAAACAUUAAAAAUGCUGAUUAAUUACUUUGGUCAUUUAAAAAAAUGCUACUAUGACGUCUGAUUAAAUGUUCAGUAUUUACACAUCCUUGUUGGUCACUAUUACCAAAUGAAAUAUUGCCAGACCAAGAUACCUAAACUCAUCAUGUCUGUGGUGCUGUAAAAUUUAUACUACAAUGUGGACUGUGUUGAAAUUACAACCAUUUUUGAUGCCCUGAAUCUUGAGGCGAGUUGCAAAUUUUGCAUAGAGGAUAUUAUUCGACCAACAGUAAGGGUUGCAGGUUAUACUGGGGAAGAGAAAAGGAGAAACUAGAAUUCAGACAACUUUGUCCUAGAUGUUUGUUUGAAAAAGCUUAAUCAGGCCUUGGAGCAGUCAGUGCUUUAUUCAGCAAACAUUAAUUGGUAGGAAAUUUUUGGGAGAUCUGAUUUUCUUACAAAAGUUUUGUAAAUAGUUUUUAUUUCUAUAUUUGGAUCGGUGAAAGACCUCAAGUUUAUAUGUAAAGACGUAACUGCCCUUAGUCAUGAAAUUGUUGUGACCUCUCCUUUUUGUCACUAAUAACCUAGAUUCAAGUGCCUGUGUUUUUUCAUCUUGUUUAGGAAUGUUUUGAGAUUCAUAUGCUAAAAAGUCCUCCUACAUGACUGGUUUUAAACAUUGACAUAAAAUUGAUUUUCAGUAGAAUAGUUUAAUGUGUUAAAUAAGAUAGCAUUUUGUGUUAGAGAUACCAGAAUGCUGGUAUUCUACUACCUGUGCAAUAUAUAUGUUUUAAAGAAAACAAACUUGGGAAUACAUUUAAUCAUUGACAUAUAGAUAGAAGCACUCUCUAAAGAAUUCUUCAUUUCUGGUGUUGAAUUAUAGACCAGUUUGAAUAAAUACUGUUUUUUUUUUUUGGAGACAGCAUCUCGCUCUUUUGCCCAGGCUGGAGUGCAGUGGCGUGAUCUCAGCUCACUACAACCUCUGCCUCCUGGCUUCAAGCAGUUCUCCUGCCUCAGCUUCCUCAGUAGCUAGGAUUACAGGCGCAUGCCACCACACCUGGCUAACUUUUGUAUUUUAGUAAAGAUGGACUUUCACCAUGUUGGCCAGGCUGGUCUUGAACUCCUGACCUCAGGUGAUCCACCUGUCUCAGCCUCCCAAAGUGCUGGGAUUACAGGUGUGAGCCACCACGCCUGACCCGUAAGUACCGUUUUUGUGGUUCCAUCUUAAACAUUUGCUUUAAAAAAACAGUCUUGAGUUUCAUAUGCUGCUAUUUUUUAUGUUUUGCCAUUUUACUGUACUGUUUUGUUUUGAAUUCGUACAUAUCACUGAAAAUUUCUCUUUUUCAUUUUCUAAGAUGACUUCUUGUCUGAAACAGAAAAAUUUCCUACUACAGCAGUGGGGUCCAGAGGUUAAGAUCUAUUAGAAUUAUAUAGUAUCAGUUUAAAAAUCUGUAUGCAUAAAGAGUAUACCACUCAAUUUUUUUAUUCAUAAGCUAAUAUUUUUUUAAAGUUAGAUUUUUUUCUCUUUUGCAGCUACAUUUGAAAGUGAUAAAGAGAUUUUUAAUUAUCACUUCUUCUGCUGAUAUAUUCACUAUAAUGGCUUUUUUGGAAGUUUCUUUUUCAUAAACACACCCGAGAAAUCUGAUAUAGACACUUUGCAAUAUUUAAGAACCUAAUGCUGUUUAAUUUUGGUACAGCUUCCACACUGCAUGUUCAUUUUAGCAUAUUUUGGUAUUUGCAAUUUGAUAUAUUUCAUGGUGGUAAAAUAUUAGCUCUAUUUUGGGACAUUUUUAAAUAGAACUGUCCUUGUUCAGUAGCAUAGGAAAAUGUUCUUGUGAUUGUCAGGGUCUCCUAGUAUUUAUCUCAAUUCUUUUAUAAGUGGAAAUUAUUUAAUUAUUUUAAAACUUACACACUUUUCUGGUAAAUAUGUUACAUCUGAGUUCAAAAAAAUUACUUUGAAUACCUUAAUAUUUGCUGCAUUUUUUUCUGUAUAUAUAACAUGUCUUCUUUCAGAAUGGGAAUAUAUGUGUGCCUCCCAACAUUUACUGUUAAAGUCUGUUAUCUUUAUAUGUCAAACUGGUUGAACACUGUAUAAUGACUUGAGAAUAAACUGCACAGAGUUUA